Molecule: messenger RNA, 1342 nt
Organism: Lolium perenne
Lineage: Eukaryota; Viridiplantae; Streptophyta; Magnoliopsida; Poales; Poaceae
Product: GDSL esterase/lipase At5g45910
Molecular function (GO): hydrolase activity, acting on ester bonds
Source: RefSeq, a predicted model, not a curated record
AUCUUCAUCAUCCAUCCAUCCAUCCAUUCGAGCGAUCAGUAUUCCCAGUGCUCCGAGCUAGCCAACAAUGGCGUCGUCUUCGCUGCUGGUGGCGCUCCUCCUGGUGUCGUGCUCCCUGGCCGUGUCCGGGCAGAAGUUCAACGCCAUCUACAGCUUCGGCGACUCCAUCUCCGACACCGGCAACCUCUGCGUGAACGGCCCCCCGGCAGGCCUCACCCUCACCCAGCCCCCCUACGGCGAAACCUUCUUCGGCCGCGCCACAUGCCGCUGCUCCGACGGCCGCCUUGUCGUCGACUUCCUCGCUGAGAGGUACGGGCUCCCGCUGCUGAAGCCGUCGAAGCAGGGUGGCGCGGACUUCAAGAAGGGCGCGAACAUGGCCAUCAUCGGCGCCACCGCCAUGGGCUCCAACUUCUUCAGCUCCCUCGGCGUCGGCGACAAGAUCUGGAACAACGGGCCCCUGGACACCCAGAUCCAGUGGUUCCAGAACCUCCUCCCCUCCAUCUGCGGCUCCAGCUGCAAGUCGUACCUGUCCAACUCCCUGUUCGUGCUUGGCGAGCUUGGCGGGAACGACUACAACGCGCAGAUCUUCGGCGGGUACACGCCGGAGCAGGCCGCCGGGCAGAGCCCCACCAUCGUGAACGGCAUCGGCGCCGGCGCCGAGAAGCUGCUCAGCAUGGGCGCCAAGUACGUGGUGAUCCCCGGCGUGCUCCCCGUGGGGUGCUUCCCCAUCUACCUCACGCUGUAUCAGACCUCCAACGCCGGCGACUACGACCAGUACGGCUGCCUCAAGCGCUUCAACGCGCUCUCCGCCCGCCACAACUCGCUGCUCCAGAGCAAGGUGACCAGCCUCCAGAGCAAGUACCCCGGCGCCAGGAUCAUGUACGCCGACUUCUACUCCCACGUCUACGACAUGGUCAAGAGCCCCUCCAGCUACGGGUUCAGCACGAACCUGAGGGCGUGCUGCGGUGCCGGCGGCGGCAAGUACAACUACCAGAACGGCGCCAGGUGCGGCAUGUCCGGCGCGUCGGCGUGCGGCAACCCAGCGUCGUCGCUGAGCUGGGACGGGAUCCACCUGACGGAGGCGGCGUACAAGAAGAUCGCCGACGGAUGGGUCAGCGGGGCCUACUGCCACCCGGCCCUUUCGUCCUAGGAGCUAACCUCUAGCUCCGGCCGGCGGGAAAUUGCUUUUCCUCAAAAAGCUGGGGAGGUGAUUAGUAUUAUUUGCUUAGCAGGAAAGAUGAAGAACAAGUGCUGCCAGAAUAAGCAUCAUUUUAAUUAAUUCUCGUGUAAUUUGCGCCUGGGGCGGUUAUUUAUGUGUUCAAUUGAAAGCUUGUUCAAUGCA